This is a messenger RNA of Plasmodium coatneyi, 762 nucleotides long. RefSeq names its product KIR protein. The record is from RefSeq and is a predicted model, not a curated record. Bases 1 to 762 code for a protein of 253 amino acids. NCBI's taxonomy places the organism in Eukaryota, Apicomplexa, Aconoidasida, Haemosporida, Plasmodiidae. The transcript has a single exon.
AUGGACCUUGCUUUAGGGAAUUACCCAAGUGUCAGUAGUUAUGCUGUCAAAAUUGCAAAAGCACAAUGUUGUGCAUCACACCUAGGGGGAAAGGAUUCCGCGGAUAAUGAAUAUUGCCAUUAUUUGUAUUUUUGGACAGGGGAACUCUUAUCGGGCAAAUUAAAGGAUCCUGACUUUAAGAAGGCUAUGGAGGAGAUCUAUAAAGAAAUGGAGAACUAUGAUAGCAGAUUUAAUUGUAAAAAUUUAUGCCCCAAUGUUAACAAGGACGAAUUCGAUAAAAGGAAAGUUGCAUAUGAGUACCUUCAGAACUAUGCAACUAUACACCAAAAACUAACUGAAAACAACAAAUUCUGUGAUAGUAUCUGCUCUGAUUACCUGAUGAGUACUUAUAAAACCUACAGUGAAGUAUAUGAGAAGUGUGUACCCCUCACUUCUAAUAGUGAAGCAUAUUGUACAACAUUUCUGAAGGAGCAUGCGCAACAUCAGGAUGGUGAUCAACAAAAACUACAAAAAUUGCAAGAACUAAAAUGUAGCACAAAACAUACCGGGGACGAUGCAAUAGUCGGGAGGCACGCAGUAACUCAUUUACCAGAAAUUGUUACAGCGAGACAGGAGACUCUGUCUACAGUGCAGGAACAAUCACAAUCUCACACAGCAAUGGCCCCCACCUCUACCACCCCCGCUAUUGCUGUCUCCUCUGCAAUGGUUACCAUAGGGUUACCAACACUGGCAUACUUUUUAUAUAAAGCGCAACAACUAUAA